AUGGAAAAUAAUAUGUAUGUAAAUCGAAACUUGCUUCGAGUAUGUGAAAAACAUUUAUCCCCGUUUGGACAAAAGGUUAUGUCCACGUUAAUAAAACUAAAACAUGGAAGUUCUUUUGAUUUAAUACCCCAUCAGAAAAGUUCACCCGAUAGGUCUAAUACAAUACAUAAUGAACACGAAGAAAUAAGGGAAGCUAUAUCAUGGGAUGACAUGUUCGAUAGCGAAAUAUUCAAAGAAUUUAAUUUAAAUGACGAAAUAAACGACGAAAAAAAUAAAAAUUCCGAUGAACAUACUUUUAAUGUAGAAUUCUCACAAAAUAUUAACGAUAAUGAACUUAGAGUAGAUUCUGUACCAAAGGAAGAUACUAAAAGAAAACGUAAAGUUGCAACAAUAACUGAGCCACCUAAAAAAUCUAAAACAAAAGAAGUGAAAAAAACGAUUCAGUCUCAAUUAGCAAACAAAGACGGAAUAAUGAAGUUUAAAAAACCAAAAGCAGUUGAUGAAGUCAAACUAAACACAAAGAGUUCAAAAAACGUAACAAAGGCAGUCAAAGAUAAGAAAGUUCCUAAAUUCGUAGCUCCAAUCAAAUCCCAGUUACCUGUUGAAGAUGUAAAGUUCGUCAUACAUAUUGUUAACGAUAGUAACAUAAAAGAUUAUAGGAAUAAGCUAGAUAUGAUAAAGGAUAGCGAAGUGAUAACCGUCUUGACAUAUCGCAAUGGAUUCAAUCAAUUAAACAGUCAACACACAGACGACAAUUGUGUCCCCGAAGGCAUGUUACUCCAGUUUCAAGAUGCCUUCUAUUAUUUCCAAGAAAAAAUAAACGGAUUAUCUGAAAUACUAAAGAACAUUUUUACAGCUAAUACACUAAUAUGUUACGAAGCUAAAGAUUUGAUUAUAUAUCUGAAGUGUGUAUUUGAUUUGUCAUUCAACAUUUGCAACAUUAUAGAUGUGAAGAUUGGGUCGAAUUUAAUUAAUCCAGACAAGCCACCAGAAUAUUUCUCUGACGUACAGAAGCUCCUAGACUACACACCAGAGUUCACAAUAGCAACAGAGUCCACGUUACAAAAAGCAGCGUGGUACAUUACCCUUCUUAAAGAUUGUUCAGUUUUUUUGCGAGCUAUGUUGGUAGAGAACGGUCUCUGGAAGGUCUUUGUCGACAUCGAAAUGAAGAUUUUGCCGAUUGUUGCUGAAAUGCAAUAUCACGGUGUGGCCGUUGACACCUAUAAAUUAAAGACGAUGGAAAACAUAUUACUGAGACGUAUGAACGAUAUCGAAGCUGAGUGCUACAAAGCAGCUGGAAAGAACUUCCAAAUUAACUCCUCAGUACAAGUUCGGACGAUUCUCUACGAUGAGUUGAAGUUAGACACAAAGUCUAACGUCAAGAUCAAAGAGACGAUUGGUAAGGGAGCGAAGUCUACCGCUGAGGCCAUGCUACGCUGUCUCACUUCGGUUCAUCCUCUGCCGAAAUUGAUAUUGGAGUACAGACAUUUACACAAAGCUCAUGCAACGUUUGUGGCAGGAAUUUCCCAGCACGUAAAAGAUGGAGUUAUCAGACCAACUUGGGAUCAAACAGCAGCAGCGACAGGUCGGAUAGCAUCGAACAAUCCCAAUCUCCAAGCUAUACCUAAAACACCUUUUGCACUAGUGCUGUUUCCAAAGGAAGUAUCCGGCUCGAAGGACCACACACUCGAGUUCCGCUCAGUAUACGUACCACGCUUGGGUUUCAAGUUAUUAGCAGCGGACUUCAAGCACGUGGAGUGUCGUGUGUUCGCAAUACACGCGAAGGAUGAUAAACUGAAAGACGCGUUGCGAGGACAAGACAUCUUCAGAGUUCUCGCUGCUGAAUGGCUGAAGAAGCCCGAAGCAGACGUGACAGGUGAAGACCGAGAGCGCACCAAGCGCAUCGUGUACGCGAGCCUGUACGGUGCGGGCGCUAGGAAGCUCAUGGAAAUCCUCUCGCUGGGCUAUGAAGAAGUGCUCUCCGUCAUGACCAGCUUUAACAGAACGUUUCCGUCCCUCAAAAGUUUCGGUCGGUCAGUAGUAUCUGAAUGUGAGAGGCGCAAGGGUCGCCUUACAAUCGCAAGUGGGCGGGCAAGAACUUUCCAGAAUAUUAGCAGUUCUAACUUCUCAGAUAAAUCUCACGCAGAACGACAAGCAGUCAACUUUGUCAUUCAAGGUACGGCAGCAGAUUUAUGCAAAAUGGCAAUGAUCCUAACUACUGAAAGACUGAGUAAUGCCAGCCCACCAGUACAAGCGCGUUUGUUGCUACAGAUACACGAUGAAUUAGUGUGGGAGGUGCAAGACCAGGAUAUGGAUAGAGCUGCUGCUAUUAUCAAGCAAACUAUGGAAAAUUGUGGUCGAGAAUGUGGUAUGGAGCUGACUCUGGCUGUAGCAAUGUAUCGCGGUACUAGUUGGGCAAACAUGGAAGAAUUCUCUCCCAAAUGAUACACAGGCUUUACUUUAUCAUUUAAACAUAGGCUUUAUAUUAUUUCAAGUGUCAUUACUCUGUUCACGAUGAAUUAACUUAAUGUUGGUAUUAAAAAUUUAAAUAAUAUGAGUAAAAUGAAAGA
Melitaea cinxia (Glanville fritillary) is the source of this 2570-nucleotide messenger RNA. RefSeq names its product DNA polymerase nu-like. Gene Ontology annotation, biological process: DNA-templated DNA replication; double-strand break repair. NCBI's taxonomy places the organism in Eukaryota, Metazoa, Arthropoda, Insecta, Lepidoptera, Nymphalidae. The record is from RefSeq and is a predicted model, not a curated record. Gene Ontology annotation, molecular function: DNA binding; DNA-directed DNA polymerase activity. The transcript is spliced from 15 exons. Bases 1 to 2445 code for a protein of 814 amino acids.